CGUGUAAGACGUAGAACUGAGCAACCACAGUCGCAAGCGAGGUGAGAUGCCGGUGGCCGUGGGUCCCUACGGGCAGUCUCAGCCAAGCUGCUUCGACCGCGUGAAGAUGGGCUUUGUGAUGGGUUGCGCCGUGGGCAUGGCGGCAGGGGCGCUCUUCGGCACCUUUUCCUGUCUCAGGAUCGGAAUGCGGGGUCGGGAGCUGAUGGGCGGCAUUGGCAAAACCAUGAUGCAGAGUGGUGGCACAUUUGGUACAUUCAUGGCCAUCGGGAUGGGCAUCCGAUGCUAACUGGUGCAUCAGUUGCCCACUACAUCUACCUUCUCCUAUCAAUCCCAGUACUAUAAUAAAACAAAGUAUUUGAGUAA
Chrysochloris asiatica (Cape golden mole) is the source of this 363-nucleotide messenger RNA. RefSeq names its product reactive oxygen species modulator 1 (gene ROMO1). NCBI's taxonomy places the organism in Eukaryota, Metazoa, Chordata, Mammalia, Afrosoricida, Chrysochloridae. The record is from RefSeq and is a predicted model, not a curated record. Gene Ontology annotation, cellular component: TIM23 mitochondrial import inner membrane translocase complex. Gene Ontology annotation, biological process: protein insertion into mitochondrial inner membrane; protein import into mitochondrial matrix. Bases 47 to 286 code for a protein of 79 amino acids. The transcript is spliced from 3 exons.